Messenger RNA from Toxoplasma gondii ME49, 3989 nucleotides. RefSeq names its product brix domain containing protein. NCBI's taxonomy places the organism in Eukaryota, Apicomplexa, Conoidasida, Eucoccidiorida, Sarcocystidae. The transcript has 5 exons. Gene Ontology annotation, molecular function: rRNA primary transcript binding; snoRNA binding. Gene Ontology annotation, cellular component: nucleolus; small-subunit processome; Mpp10 complex. Gene Ontology annotation, biological process: rRNA processing. The record is from RefSeq and is a predicted model, not a curated record. The coding region runs from base 857 to 1801 and encodes 314 amino acids.
GGCAAAGAGUCAUGCCUCAAAGUCUGGAGAUCCUUCUUGUCUCCUGAGACCGACGUGUCUAGCUCCUUUCCUGCUGUCCCCGUGCAGCGCUCAGAAACUCACGAGAAAUUCUUUUUUUUACCUGCAUCGCAACCGUGUGGCUUGCCGCGUGGAUGGACGCUGUUUUCUCCCGUUGAACAUACGGUGUAUUUGUUGAGUGUAGAUGCCGUCUUUCUUCGCUAAGCGUCUGCGGGACUCUGUUGUCUGUCUACGAAUGCGGUGCUUUCGUUUCUCUCCGCCGCAUCAAAUGAGUUGUAAAGUGUAUCUUCUACGCAGAACGCGCGUCUUCGCCUUCUUCCGCUCUUCUCUCUGCCCUUCUUCCGCUCUUCUCUCUUCCCUGAAACUCUCUCCUCUCCCUGCGUGCUUGUCCGGCGUCUGAGCAAGACUCUCGCAACGCAGCCUGCAACUCUUUUUUCCAAGUUUCGUACUCCAAACACGCAUCGCCACUCUUGUUUGUCUGAAAAAGAAAAGUCUUCAAUCUACCCUUCGUCCUCCUGCCUCGACUUCUCUCGCGUUCUUUUUCUUGGCUUCCCUGCAGCGUCGCCUUCUGCUGUCUCUACACCUUGGCUUCUUCACAGACCCAGAGGAGCUUUGUCUGUCUGUUACUCGCCUCUGGCGCCGUGCUUCUCUCGCGUGUGUCUGUCGUCCGAAGUCGAGGAGCCAGAUCGAAGGCUUCCGAGUCUGUAGAAAAAACCUUGUUUCCGUCGCCGGCGUCUGUCCCCCGCAGCAGAGGAGGAGAAACUUGCCGAGCUCGGCGUUUCGGCCAGGAGAAAUAACGAAAACGCGUCUCUCUUGCAAGAAAAGCAACCUCUCCAACAUGCUGCGACGGACCGUGCGACUUCGAAAGGAGUAUCUGUUUCGCAAGGCCACCGAAGAGAAGGCGCGCGUGCUUGCAGACAGAAAGAAACGCCUGAAGGAGGCUCUCGAAAGGGGCAAGGCUGUUCCUUCGGAUUUACGUGGAGAAGCCGGUCAGAAACUCCUUCCUACUCUCGACUUGGAGGAUGUCAAUACGGCCCAAACAACCACCCACAUCGACGACGAAUACGCCUACGCAGGCGUCGAGGAUCCGAAAGUUGUGUUGACGACGUCGAGAAAUCCGUCAAGUCGUCUGCAGCAGUUCGUCAAGGAACUGCGUCUUUUGAUUCCGAACAGCCAACGAAUAAAUCGAGGUGGAUAUGUCGUCAACGACCUCGUCGAACUCUGUCGGAGCAACAAUGUGACCGACCUCAUCAUCAUCCACGAACACAGAGGCCAGCCCGAUGCGAUGGUCGUGUGUCACCUGCCUCACGGUCCAGCUGCAUACUUCAAUCUCUCAGGCGUUGCUCUUCGUCAUGAUCUUCCAGAAAAGCCAGCGAAUAUGUCAGAAGCUGCGCCGCAUCUGGUUUUUCACAAUUUCACAUCGCGCGUAGGUCUUCGAGUGAUGAACGUCUUGAAAUUUCUAUAUCCCCCCGCAAACCCCAUUGCACAGCGCGUCCAAGCAUUUGUCAAUGUCGGCGACGAGAUCCACUUCCGGCAUUACACCUGGACAGACAAUCGAAAAAAAACAUCUGGAGCAAGCAACACUCCUGGGAGUUCCUCUGCUGAUGCUGAAGAGGAAGAAUCGUCCGAGAAGAAAGGCCAUCUGGAGCUGGUGGAAGUUGGGCCUCGCUUCACAUUGAAACCAUACCGCAUUGACUUGGGUACAGCUGAAAUGAAAGAUGUAGAAACGGAAUGGGCAGUUCGACCUUUCUUCAACAAACCAAAGGCGACUCUGACUGAGUGAUUUGUGUGUUUUUCUCGGGGGACGGGUCGGUGCUGGCAGACAGGUACUUGUGUCCACGGACGCGACCGUGGUCGAGCUUUCCUCUACUGAUCCCGUGUGUUCUGCAAAAAACGUUACAUUUUCGACUCUCGAAUCCAUUGUUCUUUCGAGAGCCACUGUGCUCUGGUGUGUCGCGAAUGCCGUGCUGUUUUUUUGAAAGCGUAGUGCGCAAGACUGCGGAAACAGGCACUCCGACGGAGUUUUUGAAACUAAAACACGAGUGUACAAAGGUCACGAUAUUCCCUUUGGUAGACUCUGGGCGGUUGUUAGUGUGUAGGAAAUACACGGAUUAUUCUACAAAGACAGAGAGGAGCACCGGGAUGACACGGCUCUGAAAGCAACUUCACUAGCAGCGGCUGUCACAGGUUUCACGCGAAUUUAUUCAAGAAACAGGUUCUAGAAUUUGACUGAGACGAAACAUAUGCGUUUCUACCGUUCUAGCGGCUGCGGCAAUGACACGUGCAAUCGCACGGAUGGAUGUACACGAUUCUCCACGGACACGUAGAUAAAGUGUCACUAUCUACAAAACGCGGCAAAAAUACAUUCUUCCGGUGGGAAAGCCAUUUCGCAACUCUUCGAUUCUAUCGAGCAGAAAAUGCUGCACGUUUUCUACAGCAAAGCCGGCUCACCGGAGAAUAGGAGUGUUUGCUCGACAUGGAUGUUUAUGGAAGGACUUUACCCACAGGUUUUCUCUCAACGAAAUAAAGCGCAACGUGGUGAAUAACGAAGAAUGCGGGAGCGGGCAGUAUUGCCGACAGACCCGGCUGCUUGUUUCUACAAUACCAUCCCUUUAAACACUUCGUUGGAGGACGCAGGAGACAGCUGAGAACCUGAAAAAAACCAGCUGACCUGUCUCCGAUAUAUGGCCAGUUCCUUCUACGUGGAAAACUACAAGUUCUUCACAGGCAACUUUUCCAGUUCACUCCGCGAGUCCGAACCCUUCACGAAUUGGAAUAGCAGCAAUGGUAGACAUAUAACUCGGGUUUUGAGAGAGUCUAAAGGAGCUUUCGGUGAGGAACGAGGAAAAGCGAGAAACAACCAGGGCUAAGGGAGAAGUGACGACCCCACCAAACGAAAAAAAUGCUGCAUGAACGCGGUCGGACGAAGACAGCUGCAGAAAGUGAAACGAAGAGAAAGCCGACCACCGUCCAACAAAGGAUACAAGUCAACGACUUGAAGAAGAAGGAGAGAAAAAGCGACUAAGCAAACUUGGAGUGGUGAACAACCGAAAGGGAUAUCAACAGGCACGAUCGACACAGAAAGAAUGCCAGCUACCAGAGACACGUAAUUAGAACCAUGGGAAACAGAGAUCGAAACACGCUACUUCACCUGUACAACCUUGUCUGACGAACUGUCGCUGCGAUGGACUUCCGUCCUCACUGCAUUUCUAUAUCGCUGGAGUCAUGGUCUCAGGCAAAUUUCCGUUGCUUUGUUCGCCCCGACUUUGUUCCUACACACGAGUGCACCUGUCAGCCGGUUGGAACAUCUCCAUGUUCCUUUGCGUGGCCGCUGCACUCUCUCCCUUCUUGAAUGCUGCUGUCCCCGAAAACAAAAGAACCUGCCACCACGGGAGUUUACUCGGCAACGGAACUACUAGAGAGGAUUGACGAAACGCCAUCUCUUACCGACAGCACCCGCCGCCUGCACAACACUGUCUUCUGCUACGCGUACUCAUCUCUCAGCCAGUAUUAUUUUCAAGUUUUUUCUGUACUUCCCAGAAAAAACUUACAAAUAAUCAUGUCUUAUGAGACGGUAAGACUAAGCGCGGACUAUCGAACGAAACGAAGUGUACCUUUCUUUCCAUAAGUGAACCCAUAUCGUCACAAACGUAGCUAAGGUUGGCUCCUCCUGCUUGUUUCUGAGGAAAAAAUGUCCAACAACACUUUGCCACAAGGUGACUGCUUAAACUAAACAUCACCAUUUUGCGAUUAAAGCGACAAGAAUUACAGCUUUUUGCCGCUGCUAGUGUUGUGGCGUCGUUGCCUUGACGCAGAGACGAGCAGAAUAAAUGCCGAGACACUAUCGGCGUUUUCACGUGAAUCUAACGGUGCGGCAAAACGGCUGACAAAUUAUGUCGCUUGCUUCGCGCUAUUGACGACCAGGAUGAUGCAGGCGACAAAUCGUAGGCGCCAACUCCGACUGGCACGCC